This is a messenger RNA of Blastomyces gilchristii SLH14081, 5242 nucleotides long. RefSeq names its product sarcosine oxidase. Gene Ontology annotation, molecular function: saccharopine oxidase activity; sarcosine oxidase activity; flavin adenine dinucleotide binding. The record is from RefSeq and is a predicted model, not a curated record. The coding region runs from base 605 to 1921 and encodes 438 amino acids. The transcript has 4 exons. Lineage: Eukaryota; Fungi; Ascomycota; Eurotiomycetes; Onygenales; Ajellomycetaceae.
GGUACUGUGCAAUAGAAUUUUAUAAUUUACUCACUUUCCUUUUAAUAUUUUCCGUGCAUGUUGAAAUGUUGAAUGUCGCGUAAACGCGGGUAUCUAGUUUAAAUUAAGUAUAGGGCCUGAGCAAUAUGGGAAAAGCCAUUCGUUCCAAGGCCCCGAGCAAGCUGCAAGUGGUUGGGCCAUUCUUGUUGCUGUCGAAGAUCCUGAAGGAGUCUAGGCAUAUUAUAUAAUUACUUUCCUUCGGAACUGCCCGAUAACCACAUGCGGCGAAGCAUCUCUCUAAUAAUCGUGUUAUAAUAAUAUGCAUUCCAAUGGCUGGAAAGGCCAAAGGUGGAGUGGAGUGAUCGAGGUGGUUUUGUGGCGUCAUCAACCUGCAUGAUGGAACUAGGAAGAGGGGAAAUAAAAAAGGAGAAAAGAGAAAAGAGAAAACAACACAAAAAAUGGGAGAACAUGGGGGAAUUUACCAUGAGGAUGAGGAACACAAACCUGCAACAGGCCGGGAUUGUGAAUCGUAUUUGAUGUAACACGACAACAUUGGUUUACCUCCAACCUCAACUCCAACUCUCAGUCCGUCAAUCCCCAAUCCCACGCUGCACUUAAAGCUACGAUGGACCCGAUCAGCUACUUGAUUGUAGGCGCCGGGUGUUUCGGUGCUUCCACUGCCCUUGCGCUCAAGAAAGCGAAACCGAACGCAAUUGUCACAUUGGUCGACCGCACCCCUUUUCCUUGCCCCUCUGCUGCAGCUCACGACUUGAACAAAAUCAUCCGAGCCGAAUAUGAAGAUCCUAUGUACAUGCGUCUCGCUCUGGAGGCGCAGGAGCAGUGGCGCACCGACUCUGUGCUGAAAUCAUACUUCCAUAAGACGGGUAUCCUGUUUAUUGGCAUUGAGGCCCCUGGCAAAGCUGUCGUGAAUUCCUACGAGCAGGUGCUUGGCAAAGGUAACUCUCCUGCAGUUCUCUUGGAUCCGGAGGAUGCCAAAGCUCGAUUUGGCGGAAUCUUUCGUGACGGCGAUUGGACCGGAGUUACCAAGUGUACUUGGAAUCCCCUGGCAGGGUGGGGUGAUGCUGCAAAUGCCCUGGGCGCUGUCAUCCAGUCCGCGGUUGAUAUUGGGGUCAAAUACAUCCAAGCGACUGCUACGAAAGUCCAGUUUGACUCGAGCGGCAACUGUUCUGGAAUUAGCACCCUGGAGGGCUCCCAGCUGUCUUCUGAUAAGGUCCUUCUCUGCACCGGAGCUUACACCCCCUGGCUCCUGGCUGAAAGCGCCCCAGAUCGUCCAGAGAUUCAAGUCGGUGAUCGAAUGGUGGCGGCUGCCUCCAUUAUGUGUGCUUUUAAUCUCCCCGAGGAUCAAGUAGAGAAAUUUAGCGAUUGUCCCAUUGUCGUGCACCCAAUGGGUGAAUAUCCAGCCGAAUGCAUUCCACAAAGUGGGCCAGGCUUCGUCAAAUGCACAAACGAGCGGAGUUUCACCCAUAAAGUUCUCCACGAAGCCUCCAAGCAGGACAUUUCCGUACCACCCUCCCGUGUCACGCAGCAAACAUGGUCGCAAGACGUACCUCAAGGACUGAAGGAUGAGGUCAAAGCAGUGCGGGAUAAACUCUUUGGUAGUUGGAUAAAUAAUAUGGAACCCAAGGAUUAUCGGAUGUGCUGGGAUGCCAUCACCCCAAAUCAGGACUGGAUCAUUUCACCACAUCCCCAUGUUCAGAACUUGUAUAUUGUAGCCGGCGGAUCUUUCCAUGCGUGGAAGUUCUUGCCUAACAUUGGCAAGUAUGUGGUCCAGAUGAUCGAUGACCAGCUGGGAGACGAAUUCGCAAAACGAUGGGCGUGGGAUAGACGCGAUGAGGGCGGAAACUGCUCCAAUUAUAUACCUACAAGAGACUUGAAGGACGUGUUGGGAUAUUCGAACGAUCAAAAGUCGGGGGAUUGCUGACUAGCAUCAUGCAUGUAAUUGGCUAUAUUAACUAGGUCAGCCUUUUUUGUCCAAGCAGAGGAAAUGCUUUCCAUGCCUCCCCUUCUUAAUGUAGCAUCGUAUUUAAAGGGGAGUCAACCCAAAUAUCGCCUCUCAUGAAUUCGGGCUCUAGUUCUCAAAAAACGCCUUUGAUCCCAUUUUCCUUAAAAUAAUUCAAAAUGUGUGCUUCAAAAUCCUUGAGCCCGCAACAGCCCUCGUGGAAUUUGAGAUUCGCUUCCCUCUGUAGAUGUAGAAUGUUGGUUAUAAGACAUACAUUUGUUCGUCCCAGUAUCAUAUUCAGUGUGUAAAUUUCGUCAUUUAGUUUUAUUUCCAAAAACGCCUUGCAGGAGUUCUCUGUUACAGCGUAAACGUGUGGUAACAUGUAUAGUAACUACAUAGCUGGCCUUGGAAUAUUUAAAAAAGGAGGCUGAAUAACAACACCAGCUUUAAAAAUUGGACGACACAACAACGCUCUGUGGUCUUUGCUAGCAUCACAAGCGCAUAUCAAAUUCACAAGACUCAAGGAUGCAAAACAAUCUCAUAAUUAAAAAGAAAACUAAUUUAAGAACGAUACCAAGUCAAUAACUAUCGGAAACCCACUACCAAACAAUAUCCGUUUGCACUGUCUCAUCUUCUACCUCGACAGUACUUUGGUUACAAACAGCAUGAUCAACAAAAGAAUAUCAAACAAACGAGACAAGAUACUGGUCUGGAAAGAUAUCAUUAGUUUUGAACACAAAAUUUUUGACAGUCGAGAGAAAUAUUACAGUACUCACAAAAUUCACCCAGAGGAGAUGCCCACCAACCCUUUAGCAUCAUCCCACUCUUCUCAAACUGCAGCUUCAUGAUGUCAGGCCCAUAUUUCCAAGACUCAAAAAACUCGAUAACCUCGCCUUUACCGACGUGUAGGCCGAGAGCUGGACAAUCCACAUCCCUAGUCGCAAGGAGACUAAAUUUGUGAUGUGGAGGGUCGUCCCUAAUAACUCCGUUCAACACCCAAUCUUCCGUCCUGUACCAAGGCUCCCCAAGAAGCUCGUUGGACUCCCUGAAUCCAUUGCGGAUGAAGCUCUCCCAGACACCACCUUUGUCGUGGUACAUCCUUUCCAGCUCCUCGCGCCCUCCUCGCGCAUCCAUCCCAAUUAGCAUCAGAUCUUCAGGUCCCAGGACCUCUCGCCACGGUUGCAUACGUUCCACGGCGAGAUCGAAAGUGUCGUUUCCAAACAUGGAACCCAUUGAAAGGAUGCAUUUUGGCGUAUUCACCGAUCGAAGCCACUGGCGCCCAUCUUCAAAGGUGCCCCAGAGCCCGUAGCAUUGAACGUGCUGGUAUUUAUUGGCUAGAUGCGACAUGCUCCCCUCCAAUGCAUCUCGACUGAUGUCAAGGGCAAAGUACGAAACGGAGAUCUUGAGCGACUCUAACUGUUGCAAGAGGCAAGCAGGCUUCCGGAUGUCUCUGUCGCUCAGAUUAAUUGGUGUUCUGUUCUGUCCCUUGACAACGGGAUACUAUGGAGAGGUUAUAUGAUGGCCAAGUACGUACCCAGAACCCAUGUCUACAAUGGUACACCCCGGAGGUAUCUCUCUGCAGAUGGAAGCGCCGUGGUGCUCCAAGAGACUGAUCUCGUCUCGAGUUUGGUGGUAAUCGGCGAGCCAGCAGACCUGGUUCCAGAGCUGGAGCCCCAAUCCGAAGUAGAAAAGCUCCGUGGGAAAGGAACGUAUCGAUUCUCCGUCACUCGAAAUAAACUCUUCUUUCAGCUUCAACUUGAGACUGUCCCCGAGUCCGCUGCCCCCGAUGUCGAGAACAUCUCCUAAUUUCAAGGAAGACUGCAUGUUUGAAAAGAUCUUUAAUGGAAAUGAGUGGAGAUCUUGUCUUGGUUGUAUAUCGCAAAGAUGAAGAAUUUGUCCCAAUAUAAUUAUAUCCUCAAUGAUAUUGUCUGUCCAUAGGAACCAAAACCCAUUACCCCAGAGGCGGCGGGGACGAAGGCUUUAUAUGCUCUGAGAAACGGCGCCCGAAGGGCUCCAUCCGCAAUUCAAAACCUCAGCCAUCUCAGUAAAAGAUCGCGCUCUGCUCAUACAGGGCUUGUUUACCCAAUACUUCCAAUCUCGGAUCCCUCAGAUCAGGGCGAGUUGCAGCAACAUCACAACCACAAGAUAUUUGAGCGUCUGUCAAACUAAGCCUCAACUAGGGAAGGCUGGCCAAUUAAGCCCUGACUUUGCUCUUAGUCUUGUCUUCUCCUCCCUUUCCUGGAGAGGACAGAAGAGAUGAUAAGUUUAGGAAGGGCAGAUUUUUGCCUCGUUGAGGCUUUAUGUUUUCUCCUUCCUCGUUCUGUCCAAGUUGGGAGUAUGGUCCAGUAUUACGCCCAAAGGGGCUCACGAACGGGUGUCACCUAAGUAUUUCCAGAUUCGGCUGCCCUGUGAACCUAUUCAGUGUCAGAAUUUCUUUUUGAAGUUUAGCAGCAGGGGGGUGCUAUGCUGUAUGCUACUUGGUGUCCCAUGUUGGGCUGUGCGGAAUAUCGACUUGAGGUUUGGAUGCCCUACGGGGAACAUAAUAUCGGGAAAUAUCUGAUACUCCCCUUGCUAGAACAAUUGAGAGACUCAUAAAACUACAGAUCGUUGGAAACACAUGAGCUCUGUGAAUAUCUGGUCUUCAAUAUUAAGCCUAAUAUCUACGUGUGUACUUCUCUUCACAAUUUAUUGCAUUACAAUAUGAUGACGAUCCUCCAGCAUAUAAUCCUAGGUCAAACUCACCCACCCUACCUUCUCGAGAAGAUACGUUACCAUAUCCUCCCACCACGCCCUCCUCUCUCCAAUAGCGAUAGUAUUAUCAAAAUUUUCUUCGUCCACAAGUUCUGUGUCCAUCCACUUCCACAAUGCCUGGACAGCUUCCCAGACUGGUGGUACGCUCUGUAAACUGUAGUCAGUAAUCGAUCCUGUCAGAUAUAGGGACAUGAUGGGCAAUGUCCAAGGUGUAAUAUAACUCCUGAGAGAAGAGAAAAUGUCAAAGUGACAAAACGGCAAAACGGCGGCAGGAGUACGAAAUAUGAAAUAUAGUUUGAUGGAAACCCACCGAUCGACAGCUGGCAGCUAAAAGAACCGUCUCGAACCAAUUUCUUGCUACAUCUCGGUCAUCUUGCUGGUAUGAAACUAGUGACAUGAUAAAAAUGCAGAAGAACGGAGCCUGGGAGGUGAAGAGUACCCCGUUGUAGGGCAUUCGCUGCACACAUGUCAUAAGAAUCUUCAGUGCCGCGCGAACAUCAGGGUGGCAACGCGGUUUCCUGCGUUCUGUCAGUCUUCCUAUUUUAACUCGAA